Paramecium pentaurelia is the source of this 1145-nucleotide messenger RNA. NCBI's taxonomy places the organism in Eukaryota, Ciliophora, Oligohymenophorea, Peniculida, Parameciidae. The record is from the annotation of a GenBank genome assembly.
AAUGAUGCACUCAAUAUAAGUAUUCAUAUUUCAUUAUAACAAGACUCCAAGAAUUACCAAUGAUUAUUUAAUGGACUCUGUCUCAGAAAUUAGAUUCGGAAAUAAUGAUAUUUUUGCUACCGGAGCUUGGGAUGGUUAUAUACGCUUUUAUUAGAUUCUUUCUUAAACUGGGAUAUAAACAUAAAUAGCUCUUGACUUUAAAAAUGGGAUUGAUUGCCAAGAACCGUAAUAAGAAUAUUUAUAAAUUUAGUGUACUUUCUAUAAGUUGGAAAAGAGAUAUGACAAUGAUAUUUGCAGCUUUGGCUGAUAAUACAGUUAGAGUUUAUGAUAUAAAAACAGGAUAGAAUAUUGUUUUGGGUUAUCAUGAUGAUUGUCCUGCAAGAUAAGUAUUUUGGAAUGAUGAAUUGUAAGUAUUGGUUUCUUUGGGUUUUGAUAAGAAACUAAGAUUAUGGUCACUUAAAUAAAAUACUAUGGGAAUGAAACCAUCUCCUGUUUAUGAAUUAAAUUUGACGAGUAUACCAACAGUUGGUGAAUAAGAUUAAAAUGAAAGGAUGUUUGCAUAUGCUGAUGUAGAUUCUAAAAUUAAAUGGUUUUCAUGGGAUAAAAUUAGAGGCAAUUUAAAUAGCGCUGUAUCUAGAAAUAUUUUUGAAGUUGAGGAUUCUAAAUUAGGAAUUAAAUCAUAAAUUAGUACUUUAUCAAUAUCUCAUAAUUCAAAGUAAAUGGGAUAUUGUUCAGUUGAUGGAAGAGGAGCAGUUAUGGAAAUGACUGAUAGAUUAGAAGCAAUAAAUAGAAUUGUAUAUAAGUGUCACAAAAGAGAAGAAGAUUCAAAAACCUCAUUUAAAACAGAAAAAAUUAGUACAUAUUAUGUUGUGAAUUCGCUUCAAUUUAAUAGUAGAUCAUAUGAUUGGGUUAGCACAAGUUCUUCAGACAGCACAAUAAUAUUUUGGGAUUUAAAAAAGAAAAACAAAAUCACAACUAUACCAUUUGAUGCUCCUGUUAUUGCAAGUUAAGUGUCACCAGAUGGUUAUUUUUUAGCCUAUGCUACUGGAUAUGAUUGGGGAUAAGGUUUAGAUGGAAUUGAAAAUAGAUUUUCUAACAAUGUUGGAGCUAUUUUUAUAGAUAAACAAUAAUUAUUUUAUGUUUGA